AUGGCCGACUCUCAGGUCCCCCGCGUCCCUCGCGGUGCAGCCACUGUCCUCUCCGCCACGGAACUCAUCGGAAAUACGCCCCUCAUCAGGCUCAACAAGCUUCCCCAGGCACUGGGAAUUGAGUGCGAUGUCUAUGUCAAGGCCGAAUACUUCAACGCUGGUGGUAGUGUUAAGGACAGAAUCGCCCUCCGCAUGGUGGAAGAGGCCGAGAGGAGCGGCCGUAUCAAGCCUGGCGAUACCCUCAUUGAGCCAACCAGCGGCAACACCGGUAUUGGUCUCGCCCUAGUCGGUGCCAUCAAGGGCUACAAGACCAUCAUUACCCUCCCGGAGAAGAUGUCGGCCGAAAAGGUCUCUGUGCUGCGUGCCCUGGGUGCUACCAUCAUCCGCACGCCCACACAGGCAGCCUGGGACAGCCCCGAGUCCCAUAUCGGUGUGGCCCGUCGCCUGGAGAAGGAACUUCCCAAUGCCCAUAUUCUCGACCAGUACUCAAACGUGGAUAACCCACUCGCGCACGAGCUAGGCACGGCCGAGGAGAUUUGGGAGCAGACGGGUGGCAAGAUUAGCGCCGUCGUGGCCGGUGCCGGAACCGGAGGUACCAUUACCGGUCUGUCGAGGGGCAUCAAGAAGCACGACUCCAGCGUCAAGAUUGUGGCGGCCGAUCCUCAGGGUAGCAUGCUGGCCCUUCCCGAGACCCUCAACGAGGAGCACCUCAAUGCGGCCUACAAGGUCGAGGGCAUAGGCUACGACUUUAUCCCCGACGUCCUGGACCGCCAUGCCGUCGACAAGUGGUACAAGACGGACGACAAGGAGUCCUUCUACCUCGCCCGACGUUUAAUUUCCGAAGAGGGCCUGCUCGUCGGUGGCAGCUCUGGCUCUGCCUUGGCUGCCAUGGUCAUGGCUGUUAGGGACUUUGGAUUCACCAAGGGCGAUGUAGUCGUCGUCAUCCUACCGGAUAGCAUCCGCAGCUACCUGACCAAGUUUGCUGACGAUGACUGGCUGGCGGCCAACAACCUCUUGCCUGCCAGCGGCCUCGAGCCACCUUCAUCGGCCGUCGGCAAAUCCGAGGACCCUUACAAUGGAGCUACAAUCGCCUCCCUCCGUCUCAAGCCCGUCACGUCGGUGUCUGCCACGGCCAUGUGCUCCGAGGCCAUCGAGACGAUGCGCGACAAGGGCUUUGACCAGCUGCCUGUGCUGUCUGCCACAUCCCCUACCAGGCUCGUGGGACUCGUCACUCUGGGAAACCUGCUCAGUUACAUCUCUCGUGGCCGUGCCACGGCUACUAGCCAGAUCAAGGAUGUCAUGUUUGACUUCGCCCACCUUGACGAGAUCAUUACAGACCCGCGCCAGGGCGCGGCACUCGGUCAGACAAACACGGCGACUAAGAAGCGCAAGUUUGUCCAGAUCACAAAGGACACGUCUCUGUUGGAGCUGAGCAGGUUCUUCGAGUGGAACUCGUCGGCCGUCGUCACCGAGGGGCAGGAAUCUGGGCACCUGUCCAAGCCUGUGGCCAUUGUCACCAAGGUGGACUUGUUGACGUGGAUGAUUAACAAGAAGGACUAG
Molecule: messenger RNA, 1560 nt
Organism: Geosmithia morbida
Lineage: Eukaryota; Fungi; Ascomycota; Sordariomycetes; Hypocreales; Bionectriaceae
Product: cystathionine beta-synthase
Exons: 2
Coding region: 1-1560 (519 amino acids)
Cellular component (GO): cytoplasm
Molecular function (GO): cysteine synthase activity; cystathionine beta-synthase activity
Source: RefSeq, a predicted model, not a curated record